AUGCUCACCACGGCGCCGCACCUUCACGUCCGCCGCCCGUCCCCGACAACCGCCGAGUUCACCGUCACCACCUGCCCGCCGCCCACCCUGUCCCUGCGCAUCCUGCUGGGGCUGGUCUUUGUCGUGCGCGUCCUCCUCGGGCUCUCGGUGGUGCUGGUGCUGUACUCGACAUGGACGCUCUCGCCUUACUACCACCACUCACACCAUGCCGCCCACCACUCGGCGAGCAUCGCAACCGCCACCCCGACGGCCUCGAGCACCACGCCACUCCUCCAUGACCAUGACCAAUACCACAGCCAUGUCACGAUUACAUCGUCCACGGCCCCCACCCCAGCCGACCAUCACGAUGGCCCCGCGAAUCCCCCCCCGACCACACUCUACACGACCGAGUGGCUGCCGUACCUGGCGCGCGCGGCCCAUCUCUCGCCGGCCGGCCGGGUGGCCCAGCGCCUGGCCGAGGGACUGCCACCCUAUGCCGCACUCGCCCUGUGCGCCGCCGUGGCCUACGUGACGACGCUGCGGGUGCACACGACCGAGUCGCUGCUGGUGCUGCGCGGGCUCGGCGUGCAGACGAGCUCCGUCGGCGGCAGCUACCUGGCGGGCUGGCGCGCGGGCACGCGCUUCAUCCCCACCGAGAAGAUCCGCGACGUGCUCAUCAACGAGGCCUUCCGCGGCAUCGCCGUGCGCUACUACCUUAUCGUCGUCGUCGAGGGCGAGGACGACGUCGUCGUGGUCUUUCCGCGCCUGCUCCCCGGCCGUGGGGUCGUCGAGGCUGUCUGGAGGGGCGUCCGAGGUUGCCUGUGGGAGCCCGACGGGGCCCUGCCCGUGAGCAGGCGGUGGGAUGAGAAAGGUCAGUACGGGAAGGCUGUGGAUUGA
Diaporthe batatas is the source of this 876-nucleotide messenger RNA. RefSeq lists its product as uncharacterized. Gene Ontology annotation, biological process: GPI anchor biosynthetic process. The coding region runs from base 1 to 876 and encodes 291 amino acids. Lineage: Eukaryota; Fungi; Ascomycota; Sordariomycetes; Diaporthales; Diaporthaceae. The transcript has a single exon. Gene Ontology annotation, cellular component: glycosylphosphatidylinositol-N-acetylglucosaminyltransferase (GPI-GnT) complex. The record is from RefSeq and is a predicted model, not a curated record.